AAUGGACGGUCUACCUUUUAUACCAGGAUUUCGUUUUACAGACAUAACAAAAAAAGAUCACCAUUUAAGUUCUCAGUUUCGAUGGAAAAACGGAUAUGCUAUUCCAAAAGACAAGUCAUUGGGCAUUGGAAAAGCCCCUUUAGACGUGGACUUCAUGCUAUACAGUAAAACAUUAGGUACCAUAGGAUAUAAUCCAACAUUGACUUAUGGAAAAGCGAAAGAUCCGCCGAAACCAAUUGUUCAACCACAUUUCAUAAUGUUUGAUGGAAAAUGUCUCUCCUUUAAUGGAUUUACUCAACAGCCUAUAACUGAAUCUGCUGUGGAUACGUCGUAUAGAGUUCGCCGUGUUAAAAUUACAUAUUUUUUGGUCGAUGACUCUAUAAGUGUCGUGGAACCCAUUGUAGAGAACGCAGGUUAUGUCCAAGGAUGUCUGUUGAAACGUGGCCAGAUACCGAAUCCACACCGUAAGAACAGGACUUGGCAUUGGUCUGAUUUGAACAACGGCGUGGAACUUAGUUUCUACGGAGUCGUGUAUAAAUUGUGCAGUUGUGACUCAUUCACCAGACAAUUCUUGUCGAGCCAGGGUGUGGAAGUCGAUGUCGACAGACCAGUGCCCGACGACCCUUACAUAAGUGCCAGACGGAAACAUUUACUUCAGCAGAAGAAACAACAGUCUACAGCAUUGGCUUUAAAGUUUGGGUUUGGCAGUCGAUCGAUCGAAGACGAUAAGCUUAAACAGUUUUUGGAGAAUGACGGCAAGGUACUCAGAUUUUACACGGCGUGGCUCGAUGAAGGAUCUGAACCUGCAGAAUGGAAGUUCUUUGUACUUUUGUAUUUUAUGGCUUAUGACCGUGUAGAAAUCUACGAAUCAAGAAAAACGGGAAAUACAUGUGGACAAAACUCUUUCCCUUUGUUCUUAGGCAAAAUUAGAUUACCAAAGGAUUGGUCAAACUUACCGCCAAAUUUUCCAUCAAUUUAUUUGGAACCUGGAAACAAAGAAUGUGAAGAAUAUUAUCAACCAAAAGAUUUUAUCAUAGGAAAUACUAUUUUUGUGAUGGGUCGUAGAUUUUUACUUUACGACUGUGAUCCAUUUACUAGAAACUACUAUAAAGACAUUUUGCAAAUCAUUCAACCUCAUUCUAUAGAAGUCUUUAACCCAAAAGAUAACUUUCCAACUGUAUCUAAAUUGGUAAUACCACCUCACACAGGAAUUGGUGAUCCAGAUGAUACACGGCAGAAUUGUUUAUCACUGAUACCUAAAGCCCCUAAAACAUUGGAUUUUGUUACUUAUGUACUAAAUGCUAGUAAAAAACUUAGGUAUAAAUUGAAGAUGGUACCAGUGUAUGAAGUAGAUAAUCUUCGUGAUUUCAUCAUGGAAUAUUGCCUUGGCAAUCAUAAAAUGACUGUAGUUGAAUUGGCUAGUAAGAAUAGUGGAUUCAUUAAAGGACGAUUCAUGUCAUCUACAAGGUUACGGAAACCAGGCACUAAUAUAGAUGAAGAUCAGUUUUAUGGAACUAAAGAUUUUGCUAUUGGUGCAGAAUUACAUGUAAGAGGAUCAGUUUUUAUAAUUGUUGAGUUAGACCUAUGGACAUAUAAUUAUAUGAUUGAAAAUAAGGAUAAGUUUACCCAGGAGGCUAUUGAUAAAGCCAAAUGUUACCUUGAAAGUAAAGGUUUGCUAAUUACACAGCAAAAACCAGAUGUCAUUAAUCAGAAUUCAAUAACUAGAGACAUCAGUAAUUCUAUACAGACUGAAUCACUGGAAGAUACUGUUUUGAUUAAUAAAAUGAACCAAUCUAAUAUUAAUAUUUAAUAAUAGUAAUGAUUAACAAUUAUAAUAUAGUAGUAAUUACUUUAAAAUAUAAUGUA
Molecule: messenger RNA, 1866 nt
Organism: Rhopalosiphum maidis (corn leaf aphid)
Lineage: Eukaryota; Metazoa; Arthropoda; Insecta; Hemiptera; Aphididae
Product: EF-hand domain-containing protein 1-like
Exons: 9
Coding region: 2-1810 (602 amino acids)
Biological process (GO): mitotic cytokinesis; mitotic spindle organization; cilium-dependent cell motility
Cellular component (GO): mitotic spindle; axoneme
Molecular function (GO): alpha-tubulin binding
Source: RefSeq, a predicted model, not a curated record